CUACUGUCCACGCAGACUCGUAAAGGCUGCUUCAUUGCAGCAAGUGCAGUCUAGUCUACCGACAUCCACCAAGAGGUACACGCACUGUUGGGCCGGUCUUGCCUAGUAAAGAUCGAUUACGCGACCAGGACAUGGGAGUGGAAAUAGAAACCAUUAUUCCCGGCGACGGAAGAACUUUCCCUAAAAAGGGGCAGACCUGCGUGGUGCAUUAUGUUGGCCUAUUUCCAGACGGACGCAAAUUUGACUCAUCCCGUGACAGGUCCAAGCCCUUAAGGUUCAAAAUGGGCAUGCAGGAGGUCAUCCGAGGCUGAGACGAGGGGGUGGUGCAGAUGAGUGUGGGCCAGCGAGCCAAGCUGACAUGCUCACCUGACUAUGCCUACGGAACCAAAGGCCACCCGGGCCUCAUCCCUCCCAACGCCACCCUUAUCUUUGAUGUUGAGCUCCUUGGUCUAGAAUGAAAUGAAGGCACAACUUUUUUUUGGUGUUGAUUUUUAUGUAAGUACACGAUGGGAUACUUUUGGACACUCUUUAGACAUGUUUUCUGCCAGGAAUAUACACGGGAUCCUAUGUUCAUGACCAUUUCAAUCUCGGCAACAUAACCCAAGUUUGUAUGGUACCUAUAGUCAAUGUAGUCCAUCACUAACCUGUGCUAAUGCAGUCAGAAAAUCACAAUUACAUAAUUACAUUACAUAUUUGCAUGAAAUCCACUUUGUUUUUUCCUCAUGUGCAGUACAAGUGGAGGAAGCAGAAUUAGAGUAUGGUUGGGUACAGUUUCAUCAAACCUACAACAAUUUGUCAGGUGCUGACUCUGCAUGAGUAUGCUAAUCGCUUACAAAUGAACAAUUAGCAGUGAUUGCUUCAACAGUGCUAUAUUUAGAAUGAUAUAUAUUUCAUCACUACAGUUUUCUUUAUUUCUUAUCAGUACAGUACUAACUGAAUUGAAUGUUAGGGGUGCAAAGUAGAGCCAAUUGUUAUUUGUAAAUGUGUUUUUUCUGUUUAGUGCCUGUACGGUGACCUCCAACACUCACCCUUGCCGAAUUUGCACACAAAGCCUUUCAUUUUUUUUGUCUUUGUCUUUUUUUUUCUAAAUAAUCUCAACACAUCUUUCAACCCCUGUUUAGAACACAAAACAGAGUUAAAAUACAAUUUGGUGGCAUUCACUAGAUUUAUAGGGGGGAAAUCCUUGAAAUAUGACCUUCCCCCUUCUAUGCUUUUGCAAAUGCCUAAAAUUGUGUACUGGUAAGUAUUUUUCAUGUGAUAGUUGUUUUCUUGUGGAUCAGAAAAUGGUGAGAUCCUGGUGAUUAUGUAUCCAACAAUAAAUGUUUAUAAAAAGAAAGGAGUAUAAGUGAAGAAGGUAUUGGUUGUGGUUGCUGAAACUGGUGAAGCAGCAGUCCUCUUCUGCACUAUGUGGUUUUACGCUGAUAUGUUGUAUGUAAAUGUACUAUGUAGGAUCGACAAAUAAAAAUGAAAGUACUCACCAA
Messenger RNA from Hippocampus zosterae (dwarf seahorse), 1481 nucleotides. It is a transcript of the gene fkbp1ab, whose product is annotated as FKBP prolyl isomerase 1Ab. Lineage: Eukaryota; Metazoa; Chordata; Actinopteri; Syngnathiformes; Syngnathidae. The record is from RefSeq and is a predicted model, not a curated record. Gene Ontology annotation, molecular function: peptidyl-prolyl cis-trans isomerase activity. The transcript has 4 exons.